CUUUUGGAUGCUAUUUGGAACCCUGACAUAUAGAUUAACGAUAGUUUGGUGUCUUGAGUGUCUUAUAUAUUCUGCAAAAUGAAUCUGUUUGGAGAACGUAUGCCUUGAUCAUUAGAUCUGAUUAAUUUGUUAGUUUAGGACCCAUGUGCAUAAUGUUAUAAAUUAUGGCACUUGAACCAACAAGCAUGUAGGGGAAGAAGCAACAACUGAGCGCCUCUUUCUUCCACUUUGUCUGUCUCAGAUAAAUUUUGCUUCGGUGCAAGUCAUUUUCUCUCUUCCGUUGAAAAGUGAGAACAGUUAUGUUUCUGUAAAUGUUUGAUUUGUGCCCUGUCUCUGUUUGCUAAAAAGAUACUUUGCAAUUUCCACAUUUCGAUUGAGGACGCAGUAGGGACUUGAUUUUCUCCCUUUCUGACCUGCUGCUGAUUAACCAAUACGGCGUUGUGGAGUGACAGCUUUUACAUAUCUGGACAUUUCUAGAAGGAUCACAGGGGGAGACAGAUAUAUAAGUGGGGCGUGCUCAGGCAAUUUCGCAGCCACUUUGCAAACAUGGGAAAUGCUAACUCCAAGGGCAGUGGCAGCAGCAAGUCAGUCCUCCCAGCUCACUCGGAGCUGCUGUUCUGUGGCUCAUUUUCCAACAAGUGGAAUGAGACGAUCUUUCUGGAAAAUGAGCGCCUGACCUCCAAGAUCAUGUCGGUUCUCCAGACUCGCUCAGAGAGCCGAGGGUUGCAAAAAAGCAACCUCCAGUUUACUCCCCGAUUCCUGAGUACCAACUCUGUCUUUCCUUCUAUAGCUACCUCGCUCAAAGAGCACACUAGCAGGGCCCUCUUGGGCCCGGAUGGCAGAACCCCUGGCUUGCCCCAGAACCUCGGCAUGACAAUUGCGCAGAGGGGAAGUUUGCCGUCGCAGCUAAGCAUCGCCUCUGCUGGGGCUGUUGGUAAGCUCGGACUCACUGGGGGAGAGAUGGAUGAAGGGGAUUCUGGCUUCAUGAAACAGAAACCAGCCUCUGAAGAUGUUGUCUCACUGGCACCAUCCACCACGGAAUCAGUUUUUGUGGAAGAUGUUCAGUUUGCCUCCUUGAGGAAUGAACUGGAGACAGACGCUCGGGAGUUUGCUGCUCAGUCUUGGAGCCUGGCAGUAGAGCAGUCCUAUGUGAAGCAGCAGGAGCGGGACGUUAUUAAAAGGCAAGAUGUCAUAUAUGAGUUGAUGAGGACAGAGAUGCACCAUGUCCGGACUCUGAAGAUCAUGUUGAAGGUCUACUCCCAAGCCAUGCGAGAGGAGCUGCAGUUCAGCAAUUCGGACAUCCACCGCCUUUUCCCGUGCGUGGACGAUUUACUGGAGCUCCACAGAGCCUUCCUCUUCCAGCUGAAGGAACGCCGGAAGGAGUCUUUGGAAGAAGGUAGUGAAUGCAACUAUAUCAUCCAGAACAUUGGGGACAUCCUGGUGCAACAGUUUUCAGGAAAAACGGGAGAUAAAUUGAAGGAGAAAUAUGGCAUUUAUUGCAGCAGCCACAGUGAUGCUGUGAGCUACUAUAAGGAGUUGCUGCAGCAAAGCAAGAAGUUCCAAAACUUGAUUAAGAAAAUCAGCAAUUCUUCCAUUGUGAGACGGCUUGGUGUCCAAGAGUGCAACCUUUUAGUCACCCAGCGCAUCACGAAGUAUCCUGUCCUGGUGGAGCGCAUCAUUCAGAACACAGAAGUCACCACAAAGGAGUAUGAGGAACUGACCAAGGCAUUGUCGCUUAUCAAGGAGGCCAUCACAGCUGUUGACACCAAGGUGAAUGAGUCUGAGAAAGAGCAGCGCCUCCGGGAAAUUGUAACCAAGAUGGAACUCAAGUCUUCAGGAAAGUUUAAGAAUGGCCUUAUCUUCCGGAAGGAGGAUAUGCUUCAACGGCGCCUCCUACUGGCUGGGAUGCUGUACUGGAAAGCUGCUUCUGGGCGCCUAAAAGAUAUUUUGGCUGUUCUGCUGACAGAUGUGCUUUUGCUACUGCAAGAGAAAGACCAGAAAUACAUGUUUGCAUCUUUGAGCGUUUGAACAUGAAAGAUGAUCUGAUCGUGCAAAGUCUCAACGAGAAGCAGCAGAUCUACCAGGAGAUGGCAGAUGUGAAUGGCUUUGAGGACCUGGGUGCUGGCUCCCGCUUCCGGUUGAUCAACAGAGUAGAUUCUCCAGAGACCCUGCAGGGGGAGCCCAUCCUCAAGCAGGCAGUGAUAGAAGUGGAGAGCCUUCAGAACCUGAUCUUCACCCAGCUGGCCAGUGCAAGCUCUCAUCCUGAAGAUUCCAGUGGGUCUGGGUUGCUGAGGCGGGCUGAGACUUUUGGAGGAUACGACUAUGGCAUGACAGCUGGUAGCUUCAAGAAGAAAGUCUGUGGUGGAGAGCAGCGGGUGCCAGACCCGCAAGGCGACCCAGCCAAUUCAGAGCAAGUGCAACAAGAACGCCCACCCGCUGGAGAGGAAGGGCUAGGUUUGCUUGUUCAAAGGAUACAGACACUCUUGCAGUUGCUGCUUAGCCUCCAGGCGGUGACAGCCCAGCAGGACAGUUACAUUGAGUUGCAGAAGCAGUUCCGGCUGCAAUCCACGCGAGGGAAUUUGCUACUGGAUCAGGAGAGACAGCGCAAUUUUGAGAAGCAGCGGGAAGAACUGGCCAAUGUGCAGAAAUUGCAGAGCCAGUUAAAGAUUGAGCAGCAUCGCUGGGAGCGUGACUGUGACCGCACGCGGCGCCAAAUGGAGGUGGAGAAGAACCAGUUGCAGGAGCGAGAGGAGGAGGCACGGCAGCUGAUGGAGCGUCUGAAUCAAGAACGGGAGGAGCUGGAACAGCAGCGAGAGGCCUACCAGCAUGACUUGGAGAGACUGCGGGAAUCCCAGAGAGCCGUUGAGAAGGAGCGUGAACGUCUGGAACAGCUGCGCAAGCAGAAGAAGCUGCAUCUAGUCUCAGGUGCCUUCUCACCUGAGACAGGCCAAGCGCAAACCCUGAGCCACUCUCUCAGCUUCAAUGGCGAAGGGAUGGAAGGAACCGUGCUGCCUACCAAGCCAGGUGGGCGAGCCAGUGUAUCUGGGAUGGAGUACCUGGAGCGAGGAGAAUUGGGGCGAAAGGACAGUGCUGCACUGGAGGGAGGCCGCCCCAUUCUGGUCCUGAAGAAUGAAGUGCCCCUCCACUUGUUGAGUACCACCAACCAGACCCAGAAACAGGCAGCUGUGCAGCAGCAAAUCCCCACCAAGCUGGCCAUUUUGACCAAGGGCAGCAAGGAAAAAGGUGGCAAGGCUGUCAAGGUGACUUCCCACAGGAUUGAAAGUUCAACAUUAGGUGAUGUGAGGCCAUUCCCAAUUUCCAAGAUGGUUACCAAGGAAGAAUCUCAGUCUCGAAACAGACGUUCUGCAAGCCCCGUCUUUCUGCAUAGCCAGAAUGUUGCCUUCCUUCCAGAACUGGCUGGUGGUGCUGAAAGCGGCCAUCUGGAAGCGCCAUCUACCUCUGUUGGUCCCAUGAAGCCCAACAGCAUUCAUGUCCUUCCACCUUCCCUGGAUGACGCUAGCAAAGAUGAUGUCAUUUUUUUCUGAUCAACACCCAAGAAGGUCCGCUCUCCUUUGGCCCAAACGGGUGUCGGAGGCUCUGCCUUGCCCCAACUGCAUCAUCUGAAGGCAGAGCUUGCAAGAUGUUCUCUGGAAAAGGAUUCAAAAUGAUAUCGUUUGGGGGCUCCAUGUUACCAUCUUGGCUUUGCUUACAUUGUUCCUGGGGCUGGAACAUUAUUCUAGCUUCCUUUUGAGUUCCAAGGUUUUACAAUAACCUUCUUGGGAAGGGAAGGGUACGAGAAGGCCCUUAACUUUUAAUCUUCACAUUCAACCAUAAGGUGGCCCUUGGACUCUGCGUAGGACCAAACAAAGAUGUUGAUGGUGUUAGGGACUCUAUGGAGGGAAUCUGAGGGAAUUAG
Messenger RNA from Thamnophis sirtalis, 3916 nucleotides. The record is from RefSeq and is a predicted model, not a curated record. NCBI's taxonomy places the organism in Eukaryota, Metazoa, Chordata, Lepidosauria, Squamata, Natricidae.